This is a messenger RNA of Fimicolochytrium jonesii, 1590 nucleotides long. RefSeq lists its product as uncharacterized. The transcript has a single exon. Bases 160 to 1389 code for a protein of 409 amino acids. NCBI's taxonomy places the organism in Eukaryota, Fungi, Chytridiomycota, Chytridiomycetes, Spizellomycetales, Powellomycetaceae. The record is from RefSeq and is a predicted model, not a curated record.
CCCUUCCCAACCACCCUUACAGCAUCCCCAACCGCAUACCAAAAAUGCCUCAAAUACACCUGCCUCCACACCGCAUCCGUCUGCGUCGCCUGAUAAAAGGCCGUGCAGACAAAGGAGAGCUUGCAGAGGUCGGUGUAGGAUUGGGUCGCGUAGGUGAGGAUGCGGGUGAGGGGGGUGGAGGGGAGGGUUAGGAUGUGCGAUUUUGGUGGUUGUGCAGGUCGUGGGUGUGACGAUGCGUGUAAUGUUUUCGUCGACUCGACGGAAUCAGUGAUCCUGACUUUCCCCCUCCUCCUCCACCCCAACCCAAACGCGACAUCCCAGAUCUCCCUCAUAUACGGCGUCAACUCCAGACAGUCCUCUUUAUCCGAAUGGGCAAAGAAGCAUUGUUUUAGGGGUCGGAGUUUGCAGUUGACGCCCUUUGGGCACCAGGGGAUGUGCGGUUGGGCGUGGCGGAGGUUGCAGGCGGAGCCUUUUGAGCAGGGGUUGGAGGGGAGGUCUGGGUGGGUGGCGGUUGAGGAAUGGGAGGAGGGGUUGGAGGUGGACGGAGUAGUGCAUGUUGUUGUUUGCGCGGAGGCGGUCGAUGAGGUUGUCGAGGCUAUAUUUGUCUUCUUCGUCUGUCUUGGCGUAUUGGAGGAUAUAGUGGACGACGACUCGACGAUGCAGUUGAUUGGUAGUUUGGCUUUUCGAGAUUGUCCCACAGCUGUGCAGCUCACAGGCUCGGCUGGUGCAGAGAAUUUCGAUCCGUUGCUCUGCGAGCCGUCCGUCGCUCCAACAGCCGCCCAACCUCCAUCUCCCCACGUCCUAAUCGCAGCGGUUCCGGUAUCCACCGCCCAGGAGGUCGGGGCGAUUGCUGACACCGUUGGGCCACUUAGACUAGCAACCUUCUUCUGCACAAGCGUAAAGCCGGACAAUGGUAACGGCUUUGCCCAUGCGCCUUUGGCGUUGGCUGUGGGGCCUUUCGCGGUCGGUGCCAAUUCCGUUUGUGCGGGUCUGGAUGUGACAUUUUUGGCGACGUCUGACCAUCGGUGGGUAUUCGGUUUCGUUUUGAGAGGGAUUGCUGUGGUGACCUCCUCGGGUUUUGCCACCCAGGUUGGAGUGCCAUCAAACACAGCCUGUUUCGUCUGUCCCCAGGCCCCAGGGGCCGUAGCUUCCGGUUGUGUUGAGGUGGCUUUCGAUGCACCUGCCUCCGCUCCCAUUCCCUCCCUCGUUGACGCAAUCGACGUUUCCGCAUCUCUUUUGCCGGAUUUCGCCCCACUCUUUCCUGACUUUCCCGUUCUCGCGCUCCUCCCAUCCUUAACCUCCCCGCUUCCUCUUCCCCGCCCGUUCAACGGCACCUUAUCCCAAAAGGCGGGACAUAAAGGCCAUUCCUUCGAUAUCGUUGCGCGGUGAGCCGAGACUUUCGGGCCGAGAUACGCAGACAGGCUUUCGAAAUAUGGGUUGGAGAAGGAGGCUCCCUUCUCGUGGGGUAGUUGUAUGAAGCAGAGAAUGUGGUCGAAGCGGUGUUUGUGGAGUUUGUGGGAGGUUGUGGUGGCGGCGGUGGGGUGGGUCCUGGAAGAAGUGGCUUUGCUGCUUUUGGGCAUACUGUUAUUG